Messenger RNA from Phialemonium atrogriseum, 1527 nucleotides. RefSeq lists its product as uncharacterized. The transcript has 3 exons. The record is from RefSeq and is a predicted model, not a curated record. Lineage: Eukaryota; Fungi; Ascomycota; Sordariomycetes; Cephalothecales; Cephalothecaceae. Bases 1 to 1527 code for a protein of 508 amino acids.
AUGGACCCAACUACAACGCUCUUUACCUUCAUGCUGCAAACCAGGCCUUCGGUUCAAGCUGUCCAUCUUGUCGGAUCUUGGGACAACUUCUCCAAAACCUACAGCAUGAACCGCGACAUCCGACGAGACCGUGGUCAAUGGAGAGGCUGCUACUCAUUCAAAGACAUCAUCUGUGACGGUGACGGUACCAUCCCUCGACGGGACGGGGGUCUGAAGAUGGGGCAGACCUAUUACUUCUAUUACGAGCUGGAUGGUUCAACUGAGACAUACGACCCAUCCCUACCGUCCACAAAUGCCUGCCCGUACCUUCCUGGUCAGACUGUCAACACAUUGUGGGUUCCUGUGGAACAAUCUCUGAGGAAGCGAAGUGCCUCGCUGAGCUCCAUGAGGGACGGAGACUGGAAGACCAUGAAUCCAGACGAUAAAUUCGCCACGCCGCGCCCGGCACCAUCAGCGCCAGCAACUCCCGGACUCCGUCGCAUAGGAACUGCUCCUCUGACGGUCCGUCACAAGAGGUCUGCUCGGUCUCUUUCGCCCAGCUCGAGCUGGUCAUCGUUCUCGCCGAGGAAACUCUUCAGCCGUAAGGCUAGCACAUCCUCCCUCAGGGACAGUGAGCGCUUCGGUUCCCGAGGUGCUCGAUCCGCCACACCCCCAGAUGAUCGGCAGAGCAUCCGCGAUUCGGAAGGGAGCAGGUCUAGAGACAUAUCUCCCGAUUCAUUACUGAGAUUCCUCUCGGAUGAUACACCCUCGAUCGCUGAGCCUACCGAAACGAAUGACCGACCCUCACUUCUCUUUCCGGAAGACAUUGCAGAAGAGAACGAGGAUGACGAGAACUUCGCCACAUCCACUACCUCCGAAAGCAUGCCGUUCACCGUCUUGUCACCACCCCCUACACAACAUUCGCAUUCUUCCAGUUCAUCUCCUGUCUCGUCACCAAGGUCCAGGGAAUUCGCAGUGACCCCACCACCAAUGGAGUUCGCCCUGCCAGAGCCUCCUUCUCGCUUGCCUCCCAUGAUCCCUCUACGCCCUCGGGUCGAGAUCCCAUCAACGCAGUCACAACCCUCCCUCGCAGACGUCAGCUUCUUCAUGCCAAACUCACCCAGGUCAGCGGCCUCCAACGACCUCCCAUCCUUCUACUUCUCCGAGGACGACGAGGACGACGACGAGGACGAGACCGCGUCAACCAACGACGACGAAUGGCUGCCCUCCUCCCCCGCAGCCGAACAGGCGGGGCCGACGGGCUCGCACACCAAGAGCCUGAGCGCCACCCUCUCGACCUACAGCCUCCCACGGGAUGCCGGCAAGCUGCUGCCGUCCACGGAGGAGUCGAACGAGCGGACGCCCCUGGCGGCGGACCUGGGCCUGGGCCUGGGCGGCGGCUCUCCCGCACUCGUCGCGCGGAACGGCUUCGACGUCCCCGUCGGGAACGCGUCGCUUCUGACGAACCCCAUCCCGAACUCGGGGCUGCACGAGCUCGUGCGCGAGCUGAGCUGGAUCGCCGAUGUUAUAGUGGGAGAGGGUAGUUAG